UCCUCUGUCUUGACCCGAACACGAUGAACUCCUACCUUGACUACCCUCUGUGCAACCGCGGCCAGAACCUUUUCAAGGCCGGAUAUCACAACUUGAACCACGGAUACGUGACGUCCAAUCCCUGCACGACGACUGACGGCUACACCCAGGACGGACGCUUGGUCGCGGCUUCGCCCACGUCACACCAGACCCUACCGGGGCACCACCACCACCACCACCACCAGGCGCACGUCAACCUGGACCUGCAGUUCGUUCAGCAGCCGCCGGGCAACUCUGCCUACGGAGCCCCCCUGGAGUACGGACACCAACACCACCAGUACGGCCUGGCUCCAGAACAGGACCGGGGCUACAUGCACGCGCAGGUCUCGCCACUCGGAACAAACAUGGGGCCUUACGCCAGGGACAGCUGCGGGCCGGGGCUCGCCGGCGGCGCACAGUACCUCCACUACGGCGGAGGGGAGCAGAAGCAGCCCGCGGAGUAUCCGGAGGGCGUUUACGUGCGCGCGGCGGCCCAGCACAAGGAGAGAGACGUGGAUCAAGCGGAGGAAAGUUCCAAAACUUUCGACUGGAUGAAAGUGAAGAGGAACCCCCCCAAAACAGCGGUCCUGUCCGAGUUCGGCGUCCCGGGCCAGCACAACGUCAUCCGGACCAACUUCACCACCAAGCAGCUGACGGAGCUGGAGAAGGAGUUCCACUUCAACAAGUACCUGACGCGGGCCCGGCGGGUGGAGGUGGCAGCCAGUCUGGAGCUCAACGAGACGCAGGUGAAGAUCUGGUUCCAGAACCGCAGGAUGAAGCAGAAGAAGCGCGAGAAGCUGGGCUGCGGCGUGCUACAGGGCACGGCCGCCGAGAAACACCCCGACACCCCCACGGGGCCCCCCAAGGCCGCGGAGUGAACCGUGAACUAAAAAUAUGGCC
Molecule: messenger RNA, 918 nt
Organism: Doryrhamphus excisus (bluestripe pipefish)
Lineage: Eukaryota; Metazoa; Chordata; Actinopteri; Syngnathiformes; Syngnathidae
Gene: hoxb1b
Product: homeobox B1b
Biological process (GO): regulation of transcription by RNA polymerase II
Cellular component (GO): nucleus
Molecular function (GO): DNA-binding transcription factor activity, RNA polymerase II-specific; RNA polymerase II cis-regulatory region sequence-specific DNA binding
Source: RefSeq, a predicted model, not a curated record